Molecule: messenger RNA, 1092 nt
Organism: Orbilia oligospora ATCC 24927
Lineage: Eukaryota; Fungi; Ascomycota; Orbiliomycetes; Orbiliales; Orbiliaceae
Exons: 1
Coding region: 1-1092 (363 amino acids)
Source: RefSeq, a predicted model, not a curated record
AUGGAAUCACCUUCAACAGAAGCCUCCAAGCCUGCAGUAUUAUCAUUCCUGAAUCUUCCCCCGGAAAUCAGAAUCCAGAUCUACACCUAUGUUCUCCCGGACCCCAUUUAUCGUGGUUACAACUGCAAACGAGGGGCCCAUCCCCUCUCCAUAUUUCGUGUAAACCGUCAAAUCCACGAUGAAAGCACGCAGCUAUUCUAUUCUCGAAGUAUAUUUGACAUUAACAUCCUGGUAGAUGGAGGAUUGGGGGUUGGCGACCCUGAAUAUGAAAGUGCUUAUGAAGUCGUUUAUCAAUCCCCCUGGGAGACCCUAAGCUACGGGUUGAUUAUCAAUAAAUCAACUGUAGACGAUGGGAAGCCUAUCAAAUGGGUGUGGUACAGUAUUCGAAAGGCUUAUGGGGACUGCACAGAAGACUGUGACAAAAAAUUCAUGUCGGCUCGCCAAUAUGUACAUCUUCAGCAACCGGGAGUGAUUCUCUUCCCUUCCCCCCGCUAUCGUCCCUUCCUCCGUCGCAUAGAGAUCGAGAUUGCCGAAAACUGCAAUCGAGAUUUGGAUCUCAGUCGCGAACAUUACGGAGAAAAAGCGACUACCCAGAUUCGAACAUUACUUUCGCCACUCCUCUGGCGCCUACGGGAGGUACUGCCUAACACCGCCUCGGUGGACAUCACAUUCAUUCCCUGGUGGGAUCCGUUAAAAAUCGCGCUUGAGAAAGAGUUCAGAAGUAAAGGAACUUGCGGAACCCUCAGUCACCGAACAGAUACAGAAGGCCUUGAGAGAUACUCUAGCUAUGUUAGAAGUCUUGAGGCCGCCUACCUUUUCACACGCGGACCGUGGAAUUCGAAUGUUAGCCCUCCUCCAUAUUUAAACUCAAUCUUUCCAGGAUUGAAGGAAGAAGUUUUUACGAAAUGCGAUCACGACGCAACCUUUCAAGUGGCUAUAGCGCAAAAGGUGCUUGAAAAGAUCAAUAUCGUGAUGGAGAAUGACCUGACAUUUUGGGCAACGCGGAAUGGGACCUUACUUCUAUGCCAAUUCGAAGAUCCAACCUCGGUCCGUGAUACGCGAUACAACGAAUUCUAUGCUCAAAGAACCUAG